This is a messenger RNA of Cygnus olor (mute swan), 2107 nucleotides long. It is a transcript of the gene ASB8, whose product is annotated as ankyrin repeat and SOCS box containing 8. Gene Ontology annotation, biological process: intracellular signal transduction. The record is from RefSeq and is a predicted model, not a curated record. Bases 236 to 1090 code for a protein of 284 amino acids. Lineage: Eukaryota; Metazoa; Chordata; Aves; Anseriformes; Anatidae. Gene Ontology annotation, molecular function: protein binding. The transcript has 3 exons.
UUCCGGGUGGCGGCGGCCGCUUCCGCCUCCCGCUGGGCCUGCGGCGGCGGCGGCGCCGGUUCCGGGCCUGGGCCUGGGCCCCGCCCCCACCCGGAGGGUCUCCCCCUCCCCCCCCCCCCCCGGCCUCCUCCUCUUCCUCAGGGCCCGGCGGCUGGGCCGGGCCUGGCGGCGGGGUCCCGGUGUGCCGGUGCCCCCGGUCCCGCUGCCCCCGGUGGCCCGGUGCCGGUGCCGCAGGAUGUGGUACAUCAUGCAGAGCGUGCAGAGCAAGUACUCGCUGUCCGAGCGCCUCAUCCGCACCAUCGCCGCCAUCCGCUCCUUCCCCCGGGACAACGUGGAGGACCUCAUCGGGCGGGGCGCCGACGUGAACGGCAUGCACGGCACCCUGAAACCGCUGCACUGCGCCUGCAUGGUGGCCGACGCCGACUGCGUGGAGCUGCUGCUGCAGAAGGGAGCGGAGGUCAACGCCCUGGACGGCUACAACCGCACGGCGCUGCACUACGCGGCCGAGAAGGACGAGACGUGCGUGGAGAUCCUGCUGGAGUACGGGGCCGACCCCAACGCGCUGGACGGCAACAAGGACACGCCGCUGCACUGGGCCGCCUUCAAGAACACGGCCGAGUGCGUGCGCUCGCUGCUGGAGAACGGCGCCCUGGUGAACGCCCGCGACUACAACGACGACACGCCGCUCAGCUGGGCCGCCAUGAAGGGCAACCUGGAGAGCGUGAGCGUCCUGCUCGACUUCGGGGCCGAGGUGCGGGUGGUCAACCUGAAGGGGCAGACGCCCAUCUCGCGCCUGGUGGCGCUGCUGGUGCGGGGACUGGGCACGGAGCGCGAGGAUUCCUGCUUCGACCUCCUGCACCGCGCCAUCGGACACUUCGAGCUGCGCAAGAACGGCAGCAUGCCCUGGGAGGUGACCAGGGACCAGCAGCUCUGCCAGAAGCUGACGCUGCUCUGCUCGGCCCCCGGCACGCUGCAGACGCUCUCGCGCUACGCCGUGCGCCGCAGCCUGGGCGUGCGCUUCCUGCCCGAGGCCGUGGAGCAGCUGCCCCUGCCCACCUGCCUGAAGGAGUACGUGCUGCUCCUCAGCUAGGCGCCGGGAGCACCCGUUUUAGCACCCGCGGGCGCUGGGCGAGCAGCGGGGACGCUCCGGAAGGCCCCGCGUCCCUCUCCGCGCCUGCCACGCUUGCUCCGCGCGAGCUCCUGCGCUGCGUUUUCAGCCGUGCGAGGAAAAUCGACCCCCCCCCCCCCCCCCCCCCCCCCUCCAACGGACGGCGAAGCCGUCGCGGCCGCUGGAUUAACCUGGUCCUUUUUUUUUUUUUUGGUGUUUUUCUUUUUUUGUGUGCGUUUUCUUUUCUUUUUUUUUUGUUCCGUGGUGGGCAAAGCGAGGCUUUCCGGGCGAGACCAGCGAAAUCUCCCCCUUGGGAAGGACUCGAGGCGCUGCAGGGCACGGAGAGGCCCGCUGGGUGAUUGCACGCCUCGAGCCCGUUCCUCCUGCAGCCCCGCGGGGCGAGCGCCCGCCUCACCGCGCACAGCACCCGGGGCGCCCCCUCGGCACCCGGGGCAGCUUCGUUCCCCCCGUACCCCGGAGUUUUAAGACGUAACGGCGCGUUAGGGACAGAAGGUGGGGGGCUGGGGGGAACGCAGCGCCCGCAGGAGCGAGAAACCUUCGUGGGGCGCGAGGCCAGCGAGGGGAGGAGGCGCCCCGACCGGCGCAGCGCCGGGGCCCGGGGCGUCCCCGUGUCACCGGGGCCCAGCUCUCGCUGCUCUCCCCGCCAGAAAUUUGGCCGCGGUUCCUGCGAGAUAAGAAAACGUUUCCCUGCCGUCCAGGCUGGCUCCGCUCCGGGCACAGGACGCUCCCGAGCAGGAGGCUUCGGCUCCCCUCUGCCAUCAGGGUUCUCGGUUUGGUUCUGCGCCGCCCCCUCGCCGCCUCGUGGCUGGUUUUAUUUGCGUGUGUGUGUUUGUACCGCGUGGGCGCGGAGGCGCCGGCAGCAGCUCCCCGGGUCGCUGCCUCUCGCUUCCGAGGGGCGAAACCCGCCCGGAGCCGCUGCCCGCCCGCAGCCCGCCGCGCCCCCAGCUUGCGUUCACAGAAAUAAACGGCUCCUCGCAA